AUGUAUGUAGGCGAAUUUACACGACAUGUGACUACGUUCCUAAAAGGAAACUGUGGCACUGUCUUCGUCAACACGGUAAUCAAAGAAACGCUCCGACUGCAUCCGCUUGGACCUCUCUUACCAAGAGAGGUUCAACAGCAGUGUGAGAUCGGAGGUUUCCUUAUACCGGAGAACACAUCAAUGAUCGUGAAUGUGUAUCAGAUAAUGAGGGAUCCAACUGUGUGGGAAGAACAAUUCAUGUUUGCGCCGGAGAGGUUUUUGGUUUCUCCAGAACCAGAUAAAGUAAAUAAAUGUCUUCCUUUCGGAAGUGGCAGACGUGUGGGCCCAGCUCUCGGUACCGUUAUAGUGGCAACUGCAGUAGCUGUUAUGGUGCAUAUAUUUGAUUGGAACAAUGAAGGAGGCGUCGAUAUGGAUGAGCACCUAGAAGGAGUUUAUGGAAGCAAAAGUGAUGAGUACAAGAUCAUGUCAAAGUUGAAUUAA
Brassica oleracea var. oleracea is the source of this 480-nucleotide messenger RNA. Its product is annotated as cytochrome P450 705A20-like. Gene Ontology annotation, molecular function: oxidoreductase activity, acting on paired donors, with incorporation or reduction of molecular oxygen, NAD(P)H as one donor, and incorporation of one atom of oxygen; heme binding; iron ion binding. The transcript is spliced from 2 exons. The coding region runs from base 1 to 480 and encodes 159 amino acids. NCBI's taxonomy places the organism in Eukaryota, Viridiplantae, Streptophyta, Magnoliopsida, Brassicales, Brassicaceae. The record is from RefSeq and is a predicted model, not a curated record. Gene Ontology annotation, cellular component: membrane.